This is a messenger RNA of Paramuricea clavata, 10922 nucleotides long. NCBI's taxonomy places the organism in Eukaryota, Metazoa, Cnidaria, Anthozoa, Malacalcyonacea, Plexauridae. The record is from the annotation of a GenBank genome assembly.
ACCAUUGUAUUUAUUGCAUCCUUAGGGGCUGUUGACAAAUAGAUUUCAUCUGGCAAUGGCAGAUUCGUUUCGCGAUGAUCUGGACCACAAUCGCCGUCCAAUUCAUUUGAAGCCUUCACACACAAGAGUAGGAGGAAGUAAGUACAGAGCCUCCCUACAAUAAAACUACAGUAAGAUAAAAAUUUUUUUACCUAGAUCAAGGGAUAGUAUCAACGCUAUAUAGUCAUGAAAUUAAAAGCUUAUAGAAUAGUCCUUCCAUUAUAAACAGUUACUACAGUAUAAACAACAAGAGAAAAGUGUUAUGUCAUGCAAACAUUAAAUUCAAAUAAAAUAAAAAGAAAUUCCCUCUGCUGCGCUGACGUGUUUUUAAUACAAAUAUACUAAGAAAAACAGCAUAAUUAUGCAAUGUACAUAAUCUGAACUGUACUUAUAUAUUAGUAUGCAGUCUAUAUAGUUCAAGGGCAAGUUGACACAUUGUCCAAAAUUGUAACUCCCACCCCACUCCCCACCCACGCACACACUUUAAAAUAUACACCCCUUAGGGACUGGUCAUUAUUUAUGGCGGGGGGUGGCACCGAAGAGAAAUGUUUUCCGUGUCAAACAUUUUGCUGACCCAACCAUUAAAAAGACAAAAAUUUGAUUACCCAACCUCAAAUAUCAAUUAAAAAAUAACUACCUACCCCUGGCCAAAAACUUGACAAAAGGAUACCAUUCAGUUGUCAUACAUGUCCUUUAUCACCUCUGUGACAUGAGUUUGAUAGCGGCUUGUGAAAUUUUCUGCAGUCUAAAGUUUCGUGUUGUCUGCACAUGUACUUUCUUUGGAAACACUAUUUGUUUUGUCAAAAUGAUCAAGAUAGUGACUCUGAUUAAUUCGCAUAUUGUAUUGACAAAUGACUAUUGACAUUGCUUUUCAGUCAACAAUGAGUCAUGCUUUGGAAAUGACAAUAAUUUUUUAUCACCCAACCCUUGAGCUGUUUUGUUUUUAUUUACCCAACCUUUUACUUACUGAAAAUUUUGUUUACCCAACCUUUUUCUCUUCGGUGCCACCCCCCGCCAUAAAUAAUGCCCGGUCUCUUAAGCCUAGAUCGUCCAAAAAGCUUAAAAAUGACUCAUAUAUGCAAAACAUUUUUUGAAAAUAUUUAAAAUUGGAUAUGUUAUUAAGGAUAAUGUUUUUCAAUUUUCUGUCCUAGCGGGAGAGUUUGCUAUUAUUGAUAACAACUUGUUAAACGAUUUAAAGUAUCUAAUGUCUCUUCCACACAUUCCCCGUGGUUGUUGAAAGUUACUGCUAACCACAGAGUAAAAUACAGCAAAUCGAACCUGUAUGCUAUUAGUCUGUGCUAAACCUUUAUGUUUCUUUACUCAAGGCAUUUCCAACAUAUGAAGUGUCGAGUAGAAUAACAGUUCUGGGAUUUGAUUUCCUCAAGCCAUAGCUCGGGCACAGAGAACACCUUUCGCCAUUAUAAACCGCUUGCAUUGUUCUUGGUUAACGUCAAUUGGAUUAUUUUUCUAAGGGCCGGACCGUUAGAAAUCCCGGGAUGGGGGUGACAAUUCCCCCCAAAAUGACUGGGAAAAACAAACGGCAACAUUUUGAUUCGAAUGUUUUAUACUGUAUAUGUUUAUAUGUUACAUACACUAUUCUAGGAUUUCUAAUGGUCCGCUCCAAAUGGCAGAAGGGGGGGAAAUUAGCAUUACUGUAGGUGUGAAAGUCCCCGCCAAAUGUUUACAGCCUGGUUUCAGCCGAAUGAAUUUUGCGAUAUAUGCACACUUUUAAAGGGUUAAAAACUGCUGCACGCAUUUUACCCGAUUUCUUUCAAAAUUGCACAAAAUAUUGCGACAUAGUUUAGCUACAAAUUGUGUAUGGGAAUUUUUUUUAAUCAAAAUUAAGUAAGUUACAGGCCUUUACAUAAAUUACAUGCCAUUUUUUGUGUGAUAACAUAGGUCUGGAAAGAACUACACGUAGCUUGUUAACGCCUGAAGCAAUAGAAAAUCCCCAGACACACUUCUUUAGAGCAAUCAUCAAGGAGUGUAUAGAAGGAUAUUUGAGAGAAAGAAGCCAAAACGAACAGAAACUCGCCGAAGAUGGUUACCUUGAUUUCAGAUAUACAAAAAAAGAAAAACCCAUUAAAUGUCUUGUUAACAAUACUAAUAGGUAGAGCGUUUAGUUUGCAAUAGUUGGUGCAAAUUAGAUGCCGAUGCUUAAAUAUUGAGUGCGUAAUGCCAACUUUCCUGAGCCAGCUGCGUAGAGUGUUCUGUAUAUAUAACCUUAAAGGGAAUUAGCAUAAAGAUUAAAUUUCGCCCAGUUGAAAGAGUGAUUCAAAAAAUUCAAAAUCUUAUUACAGAUUUUCUUUAUCGUUCUUGGUAUGAAAGAUAUUACCCUUCAUUUCAUUUAAAGGGUAACUGCACAGAGAUGAAUGAUUUACUUUUUCAGUUUUCUAGAAGAAGUUUGUUUAAGAGUGUAUUAACUUAAGUGUAAAUUCAAACAAUGCAUAAAAUUCAAUAACAAACAUUAAAGUUAUGCUUGGGUCAUUAAGUUUUGACAUUGAUUUAAUCGUUUUAUUUUUUUUAACCAGAGGUGCAUGAAUUUUCAGCGAUCUCAGGAAGGUUAAGAGAUCUCAGAGGCGGUGCAACGCUAUCUGAUGGGAAGUGCGCACCUCGUCGCACCCCUCCCCCCGCACCGCCAAGAAAAUCCGGCUAUUGCUCGUUUGCAAUCGACGCCAUCUUGGUUGAUUCAGUCGUUGCAACUAAAAAUCUAUAUUCUUCAUUCUUUGUCGUAUUGUGCCAGAAAUCGUAAACUAUCCAUAAUAUAGUAAGAUGUUUUCAAAACAAACUAAAAAUAUUUUAGUAAUUCAACUAUUUCGAUGUAAACGGUUUGACGAAACUUUAAAAUCAGAUGGCGCCUAAUGACACGUAGUGACGUCAUGUGCAAGCAAAGAAUUGUCAAAAUAAGUGAAUUAUCGGAUGAACUAUCUACCAUGCCCAUGCACGGUUUGGUCACAAUUAAGGAUCAUCCGUUUCUGGAACAAAACGACAUUUCAGUUUGCAAUGACUAAAGUUUGACAAUGUCGUGGGACUGCCCGCAGGCUAAUUUGUAAGCUUACAAUUGACGUGUCGCUAGUCACUUCACUAGAAUUUUAAAUUUUGUAAAAGCUGUUGUAAAUUAAGAUCUUCACUCGUACAAAAAGUUGAAUAAUAAUAAUAAUAAUAAUAACAAACAAAUUUACAUAAGUGAACGUUGUGUUAAAUAUUAUCAAGUUCUGUUCUCAAAUCCAAACUCUACACUCUCAAAAACAUGUGUUUCACAUCACGCGUGAAUCGCGCGAGACUGUCUCGUUCCACAAUAAUUAUACAUACUCCCCCACCUUGACAGAUCAGAAAUAUAUCUGUCAAUAUAACAAUAUAACAAUUAAAUUAUUUCAAUACAUACAGUUUCAGUCCAUGUUUUCUGCAUUUGCUCUUUCAACAAAGGUGAUUGGAAACUCAUUUGUAUCUACAUGUUCAAGUUUGCUGUCUUUCACUUCAACGGGAUAUAGUCUCUGUACCGCUCAUCUCGUUGUCGCGAGUUUUCCGGCUUUAUUGAACAUUCUUAGUGUUGCAGCUCGAACGUUUCCGUCUCUCCCCUUAAGUAAACUUUCUAUCACCGCGAUGGGCCAAUUUAAUCUUUUAAAGUUGUCUUCCUGAAUCAGAACGACAUCUCCGAUUUUAACUUCUGGGCCGUCUUUCUUUCUUGGUUGAUGAUGUUCGCGCAACUGCGUCAAAUACUCCGAUUUCCAUCUUUUCCAAAAAUGUUCAAGAACAUUCUUAAGAUACUUGUCUCUCUUCAACAGUUCGUUUCUUCCUUCGUCUUCUACGUCGAACUUUCCUUGCGCUGAAACCGUAAGUAUUCGUUUAUCUAACACUAAAUGUGACGGUGUUAAUGGUUCAUCUUAAUCUGGAUAUACAUAAGUUAGUGGUCUAGAGUUCAAAACUUCUUCUACUCGAAUCAAUAAUGUCAGAAGUUCUUCGUAAGUAAGUCUAGCAUUGCACAAGACAUCUCUUGACACUUCGUACCAUUCUUUCAUAAAAACCUCCCCACCAAGGGGAUUUUUCCACAAUAUAUCGCCAUUUAAUGUUCUUGGAGGCAAUAAAAGCUCUAAUUUCUUGACCUUUAAAUGUUUUUCCAUUGUCUGAAAUGAUCAGUACGGGGAUUCUACGUCUUCCGAUGAAUCGCUCUAAACUUCUAACGAAUGCUUCGCUUGACAUGUCUGGAACUAAAUCCAAAUGUAAGGCUCUACUGCUUGAACAAGUGUACAAGGAUAUGUAAACCUUGUGCAUAUCUUUCGAUUGACUGUAUAUGUCCUUCACGUACAUUGGACCUGCGUAAUCGACGCCGAUCUUGGAAAAGGCAAAAUCGUUGCUCAAACGGAACUCGGGUAGUGGUGACGCUUCUGGGUUCCCGUAAGGUGGGCCUUCUAAUCUUCGACAAAUGGUACAUUUCGAAAGGAUCUUUUUCACGACUUGGCGACCCUUUGUUAUCCAAUACUCGGAUCGAACUUGCGUCAGGGUUUCUCGAACUCCAUUGUGCAUGACUUGUUCGUGACUUCGAAGAACAACUAAUCUUGUAAAAUAGUGGUCACUUGGUAAAAGGAUAGGGAAUUUCGUAUCAUAGGGUAAGGGUGAUUCUUGUAUUCGUCCAUGGCAUCGUAUAAUGUUCUGUUUAUCUUCGAACAAGUUUAAGGACUCUUUUACUUUUCGACAAUUUUCUUUUUUGGACAUUGGAUGCUGAAUGUCUUUAAUCCAUUUCAGUUCUGCGCUGUCGAUUUCCUCACAGGUAAUCUGUCCAACCGUGGUAUGAAGAUUCUCUACGCGUUUCUUGAGAUUGUUAAUAAAACGUAGGACAUACGCUGUAACUCGAAGUAAUCUUCCAAUAGUGCUGUAUUCCGAGGCAUCCAUCAAUUCCGUGAUAUUUGGAAUUUGUGCGACAUUAACGAUUGAUGUACUAACGCUUACUCCCGGAGAUUUUAACUCGGAAUCGUCCUCUUGGGAAUUGGAAGGUUGGGAUGGCCAAUGUUCAGUAGACUUUAUUAAAAAUUCAGGACCGUUCCACCACAAUUUGUUUUCUACAAGCUGGGUUGCUGUUGUUCCUCGGGAUGCAAUGUCUGCUGGGUUUUGUUUGGUAGGUACAUACUUCCAUAAUUCGGGGGGUGCCAGUCUUCUUAUCUCUAAUAAUCGGUUUUCAACAAAUUGUUUGAAUUCUUUGUUAGAAUUUCGUAUCCAACUGAGCACUACAGUUGAAUCAGACCAAUAGGUGACUGAAUCGAUUCUCUUGACAUCAUUCAAGGCUUUCUUCACGCUUUCUGUUAACCGGGAUGCUAGAAGACUUGAUAAUAAUUCCAACCGAGGAAUUGUCUGCUUCGACUUGGGGCCACUCUUGUUUUGAAGCAACUAUAGAUCACAAUGAAUACCUUCUGAGUGUUCACAUCGUACGUAGACACACGCACCGUAAGAACCUUCGGACGCAUCUCCAAGGGAAUGCAACUCAGUCGACUUUAUUUCACUACCGAACGAAUCUGGACAAUAACAUCUUGGGAUACUCAUGUUGUUGGCUUCUUUCAAUUUCUGGACAAUCUUAUUCCAUUCUUCGCAGAAUUCGUCAUUCAGUGGUUCAUCCCAGUCGACUUUGCUCUUACUCAACUCUUGAAACAUUUGUUUGAAUCGAAGGGUGACUGGAGAUAUAAGACCUAACGGGUCAUAAAACUUUGCUGCGAUGCUUAGUAUGCUUCUCUUCGUGAUAGCAUUUGUCUCGACAUUCUUCAAGGGAGCAGAAAAGAUCAGAAUUAACAUGUCCGUUAGGGGAUUCCAUACUUGACCUAAGACACGAGGGUGGGAGUCGAGUUGCUGAGGGUCGACGAUUGACUUUGUAUAUCCUUGAUCUUCCUCCGUUACUGAACUCGGUAAAUUAGACGGCUGUUGAGGACUUUCUGAAAAUUGUGGAUAAUUUUGAAACUCCGUCAUUAAUUAUUUGCUGUUACUCAACCAUUUGCGCAUAUUGAAACCACCUUCGGACAAUUGGGUUUUGAUCUUCUUCGCCAAUUCCAAGGCCGAUUCUGGAUUAUUUGAACCAGAUGCAAGAUCAUCCACGUAGAGGGACUUUAGCACCUUGGUAACAAAGGUUGGAUCAAUGGUGGAAUAUUGAGUAAGGUGAUGAUGGAGUACAGCAUUCAAGAUGGCUGGACUGCAGGUAAGACCAAACACUAGUCGAGCAAAUCUUAAGGUUAAGAUCCAAAAGAAGCGUAAAUAAUCUCGAUGCUCUGGUGAGAUAGCAAUAUUCAAGAACGCUUUCCCGAUAUCUGCGAUCAUCGCUACUCUAUAUACGCGUAAUCGAACCAGAAUAUCGAAAAUCAGGGUGUUGAGGGAUGGUCCGGUAUGUAGACAGUCAUUCAAACUUGUUCCAGAACCUUUGGCUGAUGCAUCGUAUACAACUCUGACUUUUGUUGUAUUCUUAUCUUCUCGAAUGACUUCGCGAUGAGGAAGGUAAUGAAUGUUUCCAACCGGAACAAGGACGUCAUUAGCAUAUUCCACAACACCAGACUUUAUUUGAUCUUUUAUUAUAUUGUCAUACUCCUGUAGAAGAUUGGGUUUAGCCUUCAGUCGGGUUAUCAAGGAAUUAAGCCGUUUCACAGAGCCCGUAUGAUUGUCAGGUAGCAGUGGAUGUUCUUCUCGAAAGGGUAGUUUAAUUUCAUACUGUUUUCCAUUGAAGUUUAUUUCUUCCAUAAACUUAAACUCGGUGGUAAGCUCGUUGUCUCGAAUUCCUAGUGUUUCAAGAUCCUAUAAUUUUUCUAAUUGAUUGUACAGACUGUCAGUUGGGUUAGUUAUAACUGGUUCUGCAUCAAUACGGAGUACAUGGGUUGCAUUAAGGUUGGUCGUAUAGCUAGGGUUUCUCUAAUUCUUUUGGAUCACAGGUCAAGGCAGUACCCAUUCCAGUCUAGUAAGGACAGCUACAGGACCAGGUUUUGCACCACAUUUUGUUGUGCCAGUUAUGAAUUUCCAGUAGUAAUCUGCACCUAUUAAUAUGUCCACUUCUACAUCACUACCGUCAGACAUACCUGGGGUAUCUGCGAGAUUCAAACCACGAAGAUGUGGGUAUUCUUCAAGUGCAACUUUAAUUGACUGAUUGCUAAUUGGACUGCAGAUUGUAGGUACACUGUAUGCAUCCAUCGUAAUAUCAUUUCCUUUGGUAUCUGUUACUGCAAACUUAACUCUAUUGCAUGUGAGGACUUUUGGAGCUUCAUCACCAAAAGUCUUAAUAAGUAGGUUUUCUGACUCAACCGUCUCUAAAUUCAGGGUAUUUCUCAAUCUAUUUGAUAUGUAGGAUCGCUGACUACAUGAGUCAAACACAAUUCGAGCAUUAUGCUUUCCAACUAAUUCACUUCCAACUUUGCCCACUAAUUAUAAGCUCUGAGCUGUCUGUAGAAGAACUGCUGUAUUACUCUCAACAUACAUAGUAGAUGUUUCAGUUUGGGUUCCCUGUGCAGUUUCUGAUUUAGUACUGGGUUGAUUAACUUGCUGUUGUCUCACAGGGUCAUGUUGUUGUUCUAUCUUGCCUCCCGGGUAUUGGCAUUCUUCUCGCAGAUUGAUAAAUGAUGAUGACCACCACACUUUUGGCAUUUAUACUGAGAGUCACAAUGUUUUAUAAUAUGACCAGAUCUCAAGCAUAAGAAACAUGCAUUUCCCUUUUUUCCUUAGAAUUGCUCUACCGGCAGCUACAUCUGUAACAAUAGGGCACGAUGCUGAUUUAUGCUGCUUAGAACAAUAACUACAGUAUGGCACAGAUGACGGAGCUUUCCCAGAGAACAAUGUUGAUGAUGAAUAGGGCAAUUUCCCUCUAUAACGUCCGCUUCUAUUUUCAAAUGGCUUGGGUGAACUAUACUUUUGGGGAUUGUGUUACAUCUCUCUCUGGCUUCGAGUUCCCAUUUAAACUUACAUAACAGGUUUGUCAAUGUUCCAUUCAUUUUUCUCUAAGUUUCGAGCAACAAUGAGACGCAUUUCUUCAGGAAGCUUACUGACAAUAAGUGGUACGAGAAGUUUUCCAUACGAGUUAGAAUCUAUUCCCAGAUUUUUAAGACUUCUAAUGCGGGUUUCAAUUGAGUCAUACAAUUGACGAAUCUUACUGACCUUAUGUAUGUCACUAACAGCUGGUAAGUUCAGUAACUCCUCUAUAUGACUCGAUAUAAUAAUCUGGGGGUCAGCGAAUCUGUCUUUGAGAAAUUUAACUGCUGAUUCAUAGUUAUCUGCGGUUAGUGCGAAACCGUCAAUAGCUGAGGCGGCAUUGCCUUCAACCAAACUUUUCAGGUAAUUGAACUUAUCAAUUUUGAAUACACCGCUAUUAUUGUGUACUGCAGCUUCGAAACUGUCCCAAAAGGACUGCCAGAAUUUGGGGUCUCCAGAGAAUUUUCUCAAUGUCAGCUUUGGUAAUUUCGCUUUGAUUGUAGGGGUUGAUGUAUUUGCAGGGCUGCUGAUUGGAGCAGAUUCAGUAUUACUAGAAGACAGACUUGCUGCAUUGUGUACAGGGUUCAAAGCAUUAUUUAUCUUAACACGUACUCGAUUAAUCGACUCACCGAUAUCACUAGCUUCGAUUAUCUCGUUAUUGAUGUCUUCAUCUUUCGUAAACUCCAAUAUAGUUUCGUCAAUACUCUUACGAACUUCUUUCUUAUCUUUUAAAGUAACCUUGAUACUUUCUAACUUUUCUCUUUCACUCGUAGAUCCGCUAAAAUGCUCGAGAAUUUCGUCAGCACUGUCAAUAAUUUUACUCACGUAAGCACGAUGUCCGCCACGUAUUCGAAUCGAUCUUUCUGUCGACAUUUUCAAAUUUCCUUCGAAUUCUAUCCGGUUCUAAAGGACCAUGUUGUAAAUUAAGAUCUUCACUCGUAGAAAAAGUUGAAUAAUAAUAAUAAUAACAAACAAAUUUACAUAAAUGAAUGUUGUGUUACAUAUUAUCAAGUUCUGUUCUCUCAAAAACAUGUGUUUCACGUCACCCGUGAAUCGCGCGAGACUGUCUCGUUCCACGAUAAUUAUACAAAAGCCUUGCCUAAAACACAUGGUUUUCAAUAUAUACAUGUCUUUAUCAAAUUAUUGGUAUAGAAUAAAGCUUUAUAUUGUUCCACGGUUAAAUAAGCCCUUGGUAAAUCGAGUUUGUUUUAUGCCGUACCAUAAAAAAUACUUAAUCAAACAAAGAUGUCAACUGUUUUGAUAAUGCUCUCUAAUGCUAAUCUUUUAAUUUGAUUUUAGACAAAAUGCCAGCUGGUAAAGUCAUCUUACCUUCAUUCGAAUUCCAAAGUCAAGCAAAAGACCUGCCCAUGAAGUUGGUAUAUUCACCAUCAAUUAGGUGUUUUUUGGUUACGACUGAACCAGGCGUUCUGGGUUUCCUCGAUAUUGAUUCAAAAUCCAUUGUUAAGUCGGUUCUUAUUGAACGCGAGCUGCAUUACAGAGGUCGAUUGGCGCUUUCCCCUGAUAAUGACAUGAUUGCUUUAGCUUCUGAAAGCGAGUAUCACCAGAGGACUGGAAAGAUCCUUCCAAAUCGAUUAUGUAUCUGCAAAGUGAGUUAUGGUAAACUUAUUUUUCUCGAACCUCAUUUUAGUGUAUCGCCCACCACAGCCAUCAUUUAUUUUCCCGAUGGAAGUAAAAUUUUGGUUGUCAACUCUCACAAUGAGAGUAAAGAACAAAGUUUGGGAAGAAUGUUUGAAAUUCCAAAGAAACUUUCCUUCCAGAAUGAGCGUCACGCUAAGCAUCGUGAAGGUUUGGAGAAACACAGAAAUAUAAAGAAAUUGGAAUUUACUGACAUCCCUCUUUCUGAUCAUCUCGUAAUGCACCAAAAUGCCAGGGGAAAGUUUUAUGAACCUCUGGAAGAUGAGGAUGGUUGUAGAAAUGGUUUUGCCGUGGCCUUAUCACCCGAUACUACACGAAUUUUAGCAGGCAGCGGUUAUGGUGACUUACUCAUCUUUGAUGUAAACAGUCUGAAAGUUAUACAAUUUAUGUCAAUGUAUGCUUAUUAUUGUGAAGUCGUUUCAUGUCAGUACAACCCAGCGUUAGCGCAUCACGAGUUUGCAACUUUUGAUAUACGUGCCCGCUUAAGAGUCUGGAAGGUUGAAGACUUGGAAGAUGACAAAGAACAAAUUCAAUGUUUGCGUCGUUUUCAGUUUAAGGAAGAGCCCUUUGGAAGUGAUCAGUCAUUAUCUUAUUCCCCUGAUGGUGCGCUAAUUGCAUUAACCAGCACAAGCCGCGAAAGAACGACAGUAAUUUGUUCACAUUCUGGAGAAAUUCUUUAUACUUUGGUACACAAAGUUGUCGCAGAGGAACCUCGAGGACAUUCUCCGGCUUGUUUCAAUCUGUUCUUUGGUCAUUUGUGUCAAGUCGCUGCUGUUUAUCAGAAUAAUACUUUAUGUUGCUGGAAAUUGCCUAUUGUUUACAGUUUGAAAACCUUAUGUUUGUUAAUGCUCAGGUCCCACGUAAGGUAUAAUGACGUAGAUCAACUACCUUUGACGCAGCCACUAACCUUAAGAUUAAGAUAUCUCUAUGUGUAAAUUUUACUGUGAGCGAAUGUUUUUAUCACACAUAUAGAGAAUGAAGGUGAUAGGAUGAGAACAAAUUGUUAAAACAUUUUAACAGGUUUGCUGGACUCAUUCACAAGUUUGUUAUCAACUGUGCGAAAAUACCUGCAUGUUUUUUUCUUUUCUUGUCUGAGUCGAUUAAAACAUACAGUAAUUGUCGUUGCAUGAAAAUAGCUUAUAAAGCUAGCUAGCGCAACUUGGACUAAUCAAGUAAAGAAAUUAUAUUUGUAUACACUUGCCGAAAUAGAAGCAGCUGACCUAAACUCAGUCAAAAUCAUGUUCACUUAUAUUAAAUGAUGAAAAACAGAACCAGAAAUAAUAAAAAAACUCUUCCAGUCG